Molecule: messenger RNA, 1029 nt
Organism: Habropoda laboriosa
Lineage: Eukaryota; Metazoa; Arthropoda; Insecta; Hymenoptera; Apidae
Product: leukocyte surface antigen CD53-like
Exons: 5
Coding region: 223-1029 (268 amino acids)
Cellular component (GO): membrane
Source: RefSeq, a predicted model, not a curated record
GAAGCAGCGAUGCAAAAAGUUCAUCGAUAAGGGGAAUUGCAUGCGACCGGCUGCGUUUGUCGUUCAGUGUUAUAAAGAAUGACGAUUCAGGUCUGAGGUUUGCGCCUGGUCACCGUGGCGACGGUUGCUCGAUCCUGUCAUCUUCGGCUUUUCUUUAGUUUACGUUACCUGCACCUCUGUUCAUGUUGUUAAAGUGAUUUCUUCUUUAUUCAUAAAUUUGUGAUGGCACAGGAGCUUACCUGUUUACGGUAUUUUCUCAUCGGCGGUGCUGUUGUCAUUGGUGUCUGCGGUGUCAUAGAGAGCAUUUGCGCCGGCUAUUUUAUAUAUCAAUUGUAUGAAUAUUCACCCCUCACCCCUAACAAUGUAUGUGGUUCAGCGAUAAUACUGUUGGCGAUGGGUCUGAUAACGUCUGUGAUAGCUUGGUGCGCUUGGCAAUUUCUAGAUUUUACAUAUAGGGGCCAAGUUACAAUUUUUUCCGUAGUACUAAUAAUUGUUACAAUUCUCAACACGGGUGCUGGAAUUUGGGCUCUUGUUAGACAUGAACAAGUGGAUCUAUUACCGAUUACGCAUCUCGAACGGGUCUUCGAAUCUGCUGUAUCGAACGAUAAGCCUCUUUGGGAUCGUAUGCAUUCGAAGUUACACUGUUGUGGGAUAAACGGACCUGCUGAUUAUCGCAGCCAAGAUGCAGUGCCCUGGUCUUGUUGCAAUACGACGUUAUUUACAAAUUCUAGCGAUAAUAAGGGCGUGUGUACUACAAUGUACGCACACGGUUGCCAGCAUGUAGUAAUAAAUCGAACUAGAUCGAUUCUUCUUUAUGUUUUUCUGCUUGCAUUGUGCACAGUAAUAUUACAGGUUUGCUACAUAACGUGUAUGUCUUGUUAUGUAAGAGCUUGCCGAGAAAGGAUGGAAAGAAGAAAGGAAAUGAUAAUCACUGCGCAAUCACUCGCGCGAGCAUCGAAAGAUCUAGGAGCAAACGAUACUCUUCUUAGUCAACAGACAAAGUAUUCCAAAGCAACGACAAAUGUUUGA